Prinia subflava (tawny-flanked prinia) is the source of this 5424-nucleotide messenger RNA. RefSeq lists its product as uncharacterized. The coding region runs from base 225 to 893 and encodes 222 amino acids. The transcript is spliced from 7 exons. Gene Ontology annotation, cellular component: membrane. NCBI's taxonomy places the organism in Eukaryota, Metazoa, Chordata, Aves, Passeriformes, Cisticolidae. The record is from RefSeq and is a predicted model, not a curated record.
GAACGAGGGACACGGGAGGACACGGCAAGACUCGGGAGGAGUCGGCGGACGGAGCCAGAGCCAGAGCCGGCCCUGCAGAGGGCGUGCGGUGAGCGGCAGCAGCCGCGGGCCGAUCGGGGCUCGGCGCCUUCCCGGAGAGGAAGAGCCAUUCUCCAGACCCUGCAAAGCCCUGGUGCAGCUCGCCAGUCUCCGUGUUCAGGGCUUUAUGCGGGAAUCAGAGCAGGAUGGAUCGCUAUCGAUAUUUCAUCUUUAACCAGAGGAACAUGGUCGUGCUGGGGAUGUUCCAGAUCGCCUUCAGCACCGUCUGUGUCACCUGUGGCUUCAUAGAUGGCAUCUUCAGGACAGAGUCUCAGCUGGGCAAAACCAGAGCUCCAAUUUGGGCUGGCAUGGUGAUGGGAGUCCCAGGCGUGCUGGCUUUGUUCUCCUCGCAGAGGAAGAAUCCAAUUCUGGUGAAUGUACUGAUUGUUGCUUCCAUAAUCUCCUGUGUUGCCAUCCUCGUUGUAAUAUUUUAUAGCUCCUUCACACUGAGCUAUGGGGAAGAGGAGGAGCUGAGUUCUGCCCCAGUCCAUGUUGUCCAUACUCGGUUCAUACUCAGCAGCGUUGUCAGGGGUGCCAGCAUAGCCAUGCUGGCUGCCUCCACCUGCAGCGCCUUCGCCGUGCUGGCCAUGGCUUACCUGGGCUGCCGCAGCCUGCCCCGCUGCUCCUGCUACGACAGCGUCACCGGCAUGGAAUGGUUGCAACCCAGUGAGGACCAAACUCAGGCUGUGGAAAUGGUUUGUGCUGUACAAAGCCCUGGGGGGAGAAUUUUUAACUUCACAGAUCGGUUUCCAGCCCAGGAUGAAGAUGCAGAAGAAGACACCUCCAAACCUCCACCAUAUGUCAGAUUGACUUGAAAAUGUGGCCAAACAUUUUGUUCAAACGUGGCAAGAGAGAUGUGAGAAGUUCUUGAUCUUUACAGAUGUUAUGCACUUUUCCUUGGCCAUUUGAAAAACACAAAUAGAGCAAAUUAGUGAAUGCCAACACUGAGCAGAGAUCACAGUGCAGAGGGAAAGAUCUGCAGGUGAUUUUGGACUUUCAGACUGUUCAGUGAAAAUACCUCAUUACCUCUGGAAAGUGAGAGCAUAUUUUUUUUCCUCCAGCUUUUGUACUUAAAUCAUGUCUUAUUUCAGUAGAAUUCAUCAUGUAAUUUGUGUAGCAGUGCUAGCCUUAGGCAUUUAAAUAUUAAAUACAAUUCCCUUUUCUUCAAUUGCCAUCUCGAUUUCUCCCUCUUACUGCAUGAAUUAUUUGGAUAAUAAUGAAGGACACACUUCAUCCUUGAGCUUCAGAGUGUUUUCCUCUUCUUCUUGGUAGGAAUGGGGGCAAGUAAAGUUUUUGAAAUGAAACCUUAAUAAUGCCAUUCAGGUACCUCUGUCAAAAUGUGACUUCUGUGGGGUGCACAUGUGGUAGCACAAUCAGUUUCAGCACUGAAGUGUGGCAGGAACUGGAGCUGCAGCAGCUCCUCUUAUGAAGUAACUUGAGUACUCUAAAUUCAGUUCAACUUUUCCUGUUUCUAUUUUGUAGAUUGAAAGUUUAAAAGAAAUCUUUAUUUUAGGGCCCAUUCUGCUAAAAUUUAUGACAGAUCUAGACCAAGGUGUUUUUUGUAUUUUCUCUGGGGGACCUCUUUGUCCUUUAGACCAAGGAACUACAGCUUCCAGAUAUGGAAUUCCCCAUCUAUACUUUAUGUUUCACUUUUAGGUGAAUGUCAGGUGUUUAUCUUGCCUGCAGACCUUGAACAGGGAGUGGUGGAUGACUUAGCCCAUGAUACAGGUUAACACAGCAUCUGAACAGGAAAAUAAUUCCUGUAAUAAUAAUUUUCCUGGAAAAUAAUUCCCGUCUUGAGAAAGUGGGCAGUAGGAUAAGUCGUGCCCACUGUGAGGCAUGGAGCUCCAGGAAUGAUCUCAUGCUACUUCUGAAAAAAAUAAAAAAAAAAAGAAUGUAUGCAACUGAUUUAUCAGCAGCUAUAAGCUGGCUUGUUCCUUUCAUAGUCCUUCCAGUGUGCAGCUAUUGCAGAUCACUCAUAGACAUACGGUUUCAACAGUUCUUGCCACAAAAGUGGGGGUUUCCAGGAAAAUGACAGCUGCAGAUUGGAAAUCGGUGGAAGCUGAUUAUCAGUUUAAUGUUUCACCUCUUUGGUUAGUGUUGCAGAAAAUACAUUCGUGACUGCUGUUUCCAGUGCUGUGUUUAGAUCCUGUUCCUGUGUGGGAGGCGCAGUCCCUCCCCAGAGCCUGCCUGCAUCUCCAGGGAUGUCCCAUGGCUUGUGUUCCCCCAGCUCUCACUGGUGGGAGCCAGCUGGAGUUGUGGACCCCCAUUACGGACCCCACACUCACCUUGUGUCUGCAUUGCUCGUGUUGAGUCAAAGACAAGGCAUUUACAUCAAAAAAACAACUUCUGUGGGGAGACAGAGAUGGUGCUGGAGGCAAUCCUGCCCCUGAUACAUUGCAGCUUUGUUAAUCACCACAGAGUGGGAACAGCCUUGCCCUACAGCUGUGGGUGGGAUAAAAGAGUGAAUUUGCUGGCUGGAGUCUGCUGGCCGUGCUGUGAGGAAAGAGGGACAGGAAGAAAAGACCUGGAGCUGCAGGAGGAAGAGAGAAGAAGGAGAGAAAGAGCCAGAGCUGUGUGGAGCUGCCCGUGGGAAGCUACGUGGAAAAGGUAUGAAAGACUUUUAGAUAACAAGGUGCUGAUGCUUAAAGCCUCCUGAAAUUUUAUUGAGGCACUCAGAGUGUCGUGGCUGUCUCCACAACCACACUUCUUUAGCUCAGGUAGGCUGAGACAAACAUUACCCUGUUCCCUGAGGCACAGAGCAAGGCACAAAAUCCCCAGGUGGAUAAAAAAGCAAAGCCUGCCAGCCCUCUCCAUUAGCAGGGGCCAGAGGUAAUCACCCGGGUAAUCAGAAGUUAAUCAGGGAAGCUGAUUCUGGAAGUUAAUGUUCAACUAAGGGCAACGAAUUUUUUGAAGUCAUUUCCCCAACAGAAGGGGCAGGAGGUGCAGAGGAGGAGGGAAAGAAGAGGGAUCUUUAUCAUGGUGAGGAUCAGGGAACCUUUUCAGGAACUUCCUUGACAACAAGCCCGUUUGGGAUUUUUUAAACACAUAAAUUUUUAUAUAUUUUUUAUUUAUUUCUAUCUGAUUUUUUAUUUUUCACAGAUUUGUGCAGUUCCUGCCCUGUGCUGCUGAGCUGCUGGUGCUCAGGGUCAGGGCAGUUUUUGCUGGGCACAAAUUCCCCUUUGCUGGGAAAAGGCAGUGAGGAACCAGGGGAUACAGUCACAGCUCUGUAUCUCCACGGCCCACCCUGUUUUAGCAGGGAGUUGGAGACUGAAAUAAAGCUUCACUACAGGUGGAUGAACUGUCCUAAAAUAUUUUGAGUGUGGAAUACAUAGGUCUUGCUCAUUGAACAUGCUGCUGACUGCUAGGGAAAGGCAGGCUAUGGAAGAGAGCCUUAAAAAGGAAAGGACAGGGGUGGUAAUAAUGAAUCAAAAUACAGAUAUGGUCUGAAAAUAGGAGUGGUAUUUGCAGCUGAGAGGAGGAAUAUUCCCAUCUUUGGGGUGUUUUUUGUUUUUAUUCUUUUUUUCUUAUACUCAAUAGAAAUUCUACCUAAUAUAAGCACAACUGCAUUUUUUGGGGUCAGACUGUGUGAUUCCUUGUUUCCUAGGAUCACAGAACCACAAACUUCUUUAGGUUGGAAAGGACCUUUAAGAUCAUUGAGUCCAACCAUUGAUUCUUAUAGGUCCCUUCCAGAGAGAGAUAUGAUUCCAUGAUUUUCCAUCCCUAACUGUGUGUAAGUGUGGGGAAAAGUCCCUAAAUUUACCUCUAACUUGAGGAGGGAAGGCCAUUAAAGCAAACAGCAUUUCCCAGCCUUCCCAGCAGCUUCUCCAUAAAAACAGAAACUUCUUUGUCCUGCACCUUUUCAGGUCAGUCUAACCCAAGGACAUUAUCAAACUGCACAGUUUCACUUGCACUUUCUGAGCUGCUGCAGUGAUGUCUCCCUUCCUUCCCUCCCUCCCUUUCUCUUUUUCUUUUUGUAGUUCAAGCUUAAAUUUUACAGAAAUGUGUGUCCCCUUUCACUGACUUGACAUUUAUUUAUACCAUCUUAAUUUAAAAUCACUUUGUUUUACAGUUCAUAUUUCGUCCUCUGGCUUCUGUCCACUGCCUGUUUUUAAGCACACUCAUCUCUUUCCUCUUUAGUCAAUAUUAGUUGCUGUGUAUGUUGUGUUUAUGGUGGAGCAGUACAUCAAAUAUUUCUAAGUCCUUACUUCUCACCCAAUAACCAUAAGACUGAUUCAGGGUGACAGAUGGUGUUUUCAGUUUCCAAACUCUUUGCUCUAAACAUAUCUUACAGCAGUUGCUUCUGUGUUUCUUAUUUUGUCUGCUGCAGGCAGCCUCCCAACCCUGACUGACCCCAGUUUUUGCUUUAUUCAACAAUUUUUCACCCAUAAAGCCUGACAGCUGGAGCCUUAAAGCAGAUGCCAGAGCUGGAAUCCCACCAGUGUCAUGUACCACACAGAAAAAGAGCUGGGAUUCCACACAGCACUGCCCCAAGUGCUGCAUUAUGAUGCAAAAGUAUGCAUGCCUGUGGUGAUGUGAAUAUACAGGUUUUCUGGCCAUCAUUUUAGAUUAUAUAUCUAAAAUGAUGGCCAGAAAACAUGUAUAUAAUAUACAACUUUAUUUACCCUCUACUAUCAUCCUGCAUAUAAAUGAAAUAUACCUAUUUACUGACAGAUUAAUGUGUUGAAAUCAGCUCUUUCGGGUCAGGUGCAGCACUGUGAGCCUUGGAGCAGGCCAGGGCUGCCAGUAUUUGUAUUUUUAACUGCAGCCUCACAGUGACUCAGACCUGAGCUCAGAAUUGAAGCCAGCCCUCCGAGGCAGUCAUGAGGAUGCACAGGAACUUGAAAAUCCUCUCUGAUUAGCACAUGCUUUUCUCAAUCUACAGCUGGAUCGUUGGUUGCUGAAGCCAGGAGCCCUUCACUGUCUCUAAUUUAUAUUUAUUUACCUUAAGUAAAUAGAAAAGCUAUUUUGUGUAUUUUAAGGUCAAUUUAGUCUUUUCCUCUUUGUCUGCCCUUCCUUAACUGAAGAAAGGUCUGAGGGACAGAGGAUUAAGAAGGGCAAGGAGCCCCUCAAAGCCCCCCAAGCAUUUCAGUGUUUUCCUGUUCAGGAGUGGUGUGAACGAUGUGGGGAUGACCAGGCUUUGGAGAGGAUAAAAGGUUUGCAAAUGCACCUUCUGCUUUAUGACUCCUGAUUUAGAGGCCCAGGGUGGUGUUUUUAGCAGUAAAUCACUAAGUAUUUUCCGAAAGAGGAGUUCAUAUUGCCUCACAUCAGCCUUUUUUUCUGCCUGUGACCUUUCCAAAAGGGCCGUGCAAGCAGUAAAAUAAUAAAAAGGAAGUACUGAGCUGA